GGAUUAUAAUUACAGCUCGUAGCACAGUACACGCUCAUGCUUUGUGCGGUGUUGAAAUCCUUGCGUUUCUGUUGGAUUUACGUUUGUUAUUGUUGAACGAAAACAUUUUGUUUUUAUAUAUUAUCUAAAAAAGAAAACCGCUAAAUGGCGACAUCACCGCGUAAAAGAGUGGUCAUUGUCGGUGCGGGUAUUGUUGGUGUGAAUUCGGCGAUGGAAGUUCAGAGGAGAUACCCGAAUUACAACGUGACGCUGAUCGCGGAUAAGUUCAACGGAGACACACUCAGUGACGGCGCCGCCGGAUUGUUGCGGCCGGACACGUACAUUUUCGGUCCCAGCUUAGAGAUCUCUCAGCAAUGGGUCAACGACUCUUAUAGUUUUUAUAAAAAUCUAUUAAAAAAUAGGGAUAAACCAUAUGGCAUAAAUGAAGUUUCUGGUUACACAUUUUCGACUAAGAAUCCAGAUAUUACAAAAAACCAUUACAUGAGCAAAUGUUCACAAGACUUCAGAGAAGCUACAGAUGAGGAAUUAAAAGCGCAUUCAUCUGCUGAGAAUCAACUAAACUAUGGUUGCUUCUUUACGUCGAUAGUCAUUGAAUGUAAACUAUUCUUACCAUGGGCUUUAAAAAAGAUUAGUAAUAAUGGUGGAACUAUAAUUAACAGAAAAAUCGAAUCACUUGAAGAACUAUGUGGAGAAUAUGAUAUUAUUUUUAACUGCACUGGAUUCAGAGCCGGAAAAUUAUGUAAUGAUGUAAAUGUAUUGCCUAUUCGUGGACAAGUAAUUCGGGUCAAAGCUCCGUGGGUUGACAAAUUUUACUAUCGUGAUUCCGACACGUAUAUAAUUCCUUCAAUAAGCGACGGGACUGUCGUACUAGGUGGAUGUAGACAUUUUGGUAGUCAUAACGAGCAGGAGAAUGAACGCAACACAGAAGAAAUACUGGAAAAUUGUAUCAAUUUAUUGCCAUCAUUGAAAGAAGCGUUAAAAACUGACUACAAAGUUUGGGUCGGGCUUAGACCUUAUCGGAACAAAAUUCGUGUAGAAACCGAAUACAUAAAUGAUACUGUGAUUGUACACAAUUAUGGGCAUGGAGGAUACGGAGUAACAUUAGCGCCAGGAACAGUGAAAUAUGCAGUUGACUUGUUGACCUCAGUUAACAAAUGAUUUAACAACAUAAUGCAAUUACGUAUUUGGUUAUAGUAGUAUAAUUAUACUAUAAAGUAUAUUUAGUAGUCACAUACCUACCUAAUAUUAGUGAUAAUGGUCGGCAUUUAAAGGUCCGAUCGGGAUCCGAUUUAAUUACGGCUGUAUUCUUGUGAUUAAUCAAAACAUAUUUCAUUGAUUAUUUAAAAAUGUAGGUAUAUUUAUUUUAUAAUCGAUGAUUGUUAAAAUACCAGUGUGUUAUUGAGUUUAAUAUUAGGUGUAAAUAUUUAUAAUAUGUUAAAUGUUAAUUUCAAUAUUUGAUAUUCAUAAUAAAUAAUAAUUAGGUACUAUUUAAUAAAGACAUUUGGACUUUAGGAAAAAAAGUAUACAACAAAAUAUAUCUAUCGAAAUUAAUGACCAAA
Acyrthosiphon pisum (pea aphid) is the source of this 1559-nucleotide messenger RNA. It is a transcript of the gene Daao1, whose product is annotated as D-amino acid oxidase 1. The coding region runs from base 145 to 1158 and encodes 337 amino acids. The transcript is spliced from 6 exons. Gene Ontology annotation, biological process: D-amino acid catabolic process. Gene Ontology annotation, cellular component: cytoplasm. NCBI's taxonomy places the organism in Eukaryota, Metazoa, Arthropoda, Insecta, Hemiptera, Aphididae. Gene Ontology annotation, molecular function: D-amino-acid oxidase activity; FAD binding. The record is from RefSeq and is a predicted model, not a curated record.